Lagopus leucura (white-tailed ptarmigan) is the source of this 1197-nucleotide messenger RNA. RefSeq names its product acyl-CoA binding domain containing 4 (gene ACBD4). The record is from RefSeq and is a predicted model, not a curated record. NCBI's taxonomy places the organism in Eukaryota, Metazoa, Chordata, Aves, Galliformes, Phasianidae. Gene Ontology annotation, biological process: fatty acid metabolic process. The transcript has 10 exons. Bases 17 to 1102 code for a protein of 361 amino acids. Gene Ontology annotation, molecular function: fatty-acyl-CoA binding.
CCGGCGGAGCGGGGCCAUGGCGGAGCCGGGCUGCGGGGCUCAGUUCCAGGCGGCCGUGCGCGUCAUCCAGGGGCUGCCCCGGAGCGGUUCGUACCGGCCUUCCUACGAGGAGAUGCUGCGCUUCUACAGCUACUACAAGCAGGCGACGGCGGGCCGCUGCCAGGAGCCCCGGCCCGGCUUCUGGGACCCCAUCGGCCGCUACAAGUGGGACGCGUGGCACAGCCUGGGCCGGAUGAGCAGGGAGGAGGCCAUGGCUGCGUACGUGGCCGAGAUGAAGAAGGUGGCCCAGAAGAUCAUCGCCACGCUGCGCCCGGACGAAACGACGCAGGAGAUGUUCCGCUACUUCGAGCCGCUCUACGAGGUGAUCCGCGACAUGCCGCGGCCCCCGGAGGGCUUCUUCCGACGGCCGGGCGAUGAGCAGGAGCAGCCAGCCGAGCACGGCCAGGAGGAGCGAGUGAACGGCCCAGCCCCGGAGCGGCUGGAGGAUGCACUGCCCAGGGAGCAGCAGGACGGGCAGCGGACGCCAGGAGCAAGGCCGGCUCCUGCUGCCGACACGCACCAGGGCAGCCAGGGCACCAGCGACUCUGAGGGGGAAGUGUUCUGCGAUACCAUGGAGCAGAUGGAGCCUGAGCAGGCUGGGCAGCUGCUGGCUGAGCGGGGGCUGGUCCCAAAGAGUGCCCCGGCCGGGCGCGUGGCUGGGCGGGCAGAGCGGGGUGAAGGCAGAAGACGGGAGGGGAGCGGCGGUGCCGACCUCGCGGCCCGGGGCUCUGACAGAGAUCCGCAGCUCACCGGGGCAGAGGAGGACGCGGGGAGCCCCGCCGAGCCCACUGCCGUGGAGCUGCAGCCGGAGCUGGACGCCCACGUGGCCGGCACCGUGCGGGCCCUGCAGGACGACAUGCAGCGCGUGCUGGAGCGGCUGAACGAGCUGGAGCUGCUCACCUCCGCGAAGGACGCACCUGGGGCCGAUCCCGGAGAGCUGCUCGCUGUGCAGGUGGAGUCCCCGUGGCCGCUACCCGCGUCCCCGCACACCCUGCUGUUCCUCGUGGCCUGGCCCUUCGUCACCCAGUGGCUGCUGCGGCGCUGGCGGGGCAGGAAGAGGUGACGCGUCCACGUCGCGGCCUCCCGGCGCCCCGCGCAGCAGCCACCGUUCCCGGUUCUGCUUCUCCCGCUCCGCCGCCAGCUCGGGGCGGAGCAGCC